Lactuca virosa is the source of this 1805-nucleotide messenger RNA. Lineage: Eukaryota; Viridiplantae; Streptophyta; Magnoliopsida; Asterales; Asteraceae. The record is from the annotation of a GenBank genome assembly.
CAGGAAAUCAGAAAGAAGGAGAAACAUUGAAAGUAACACCCAACAAAAAGCUUCCCUACGCCAACUUCUCUCCAACGGAAUUGAAUCGAUUCAACACAUUCUUGUUCCUCCACCACCCAACACCCCCCUCCUCCCAUUAGGGUUCCACCUUCUCCACCAUAAAAUCCAUUUCGAUUUCAAUUCAAUCAAGAUUCACACAGGUUUUCCCUCAAGGAACCAGAACCAAAACCAAAGCCGCCCAGCUUUCCGUUUCUCUCAUUUUUCCCAGAUUUGAACAACAAUCAAAAUCAAGAAUCUCUAAUUCGUAGAUUUGGUAUAAUUGCAAAAAUAAACAGAUAGCCGCCCUUGUUUUAAUUUGGGUGUUGUUGUUUUUCGCCAGUUGUACGAUUCUUGUUGAAGUUUUUCUAUUUGGGUGUUUCUAACAUACGUCACUUGUCAAGAUUUGGAGUAAAGGAUUUGAAUUUAAGAAAUUCAAGACUCUUUAUCGGUGAAAACUUAUCAUGAUGCCACUUCAUUAAUUAUGUUGAAAAUAAAUUAUUUGGGGGUUUGAUAUAUAGGGGAUUCCGUGCGAGAAAUGUGGGAUGUCAGAAGGAUUCAUGAAUCUCCUUUCGGUGUGUUGGAAGCCAUUCACUAACAGUGGCGAAACAGGCGCUGCUUCCGGUGUCAAUGGUAAUUAUAAUGGCGAUGGCGAUGACUUUGAAAAAGAUGGAUUGUUAUGGUAUCGAGAUAUCGGAAAAUACGGUGGCGGAGAUUACUCCAUGGCCGUCGUUCAGGCGAACCAGGUGCUUGAAGACCAAAGCCAGAUCGAGUCUGGUCCUUUCGGUACAUUUGUUGGCGUCUAUGAUGGUCAUGGCGGACCUGAUGUCGCCCGAUACGUUUGUGACAACUUGUUCAGGAAUUUUCAAGCAAGAUCUACCGAGGAUUAUGGUGUGGUGACUCCAGAUACCAUAAAGAACGCGUUUCUUGCAACUGAGAAUGGAUUCACUGCUGUAGUGUCCGAGUUAUUUAACACGCGUCCUAGCAUUGCAACCGUUGGAUCGUGUUGCUUAGUUGGAGUUAUAUAUCAGCAGACUCUUUUCAUAGCCAAUCUUGGAGAUUCACGUGUUGUUCUUGGUAAAAAAGUUGGUAACACUGGAGGAAUGGCAGCUAUUCAGUUGUCAUCAGAGCAUAAUGCGAAUCUUGAGGAAGUUAGACACGAGUUAAAGAAUUUACACCCACAUGAUCCACAGAUUGUUGCUUUGAAACAUGGAGUUUGGAGGGUCAAAGGCAUCAUUCAGGUUUCAAGGUCAAUUGGGGAUGUUUAUAUGAAACACACAGAGUACAAUAACGAUCAAAUUUUACCAAAGUUCAGACUUCCUGAAGCAACGGUUAUGCCAAUCAUGUCAGCUACUCCAUCAAUCCUUACUCACGACAUUCAACCAAGUGAUUCUUUUCUCAUAUUUGCUUCUGAUGGUUUAUGGGAACACUUGGGUAAUGAAGAAGCCGUGGAAAUCGUUCAUAAUAAUCCACGCGCUGGAAUAGCAAAGAGGCUGGUGAAAGCGGCUCUGCACGAAGCAGCAAAAAAGCGUGAAAUGCGAUAUUCUGAUCUCCGGAAAAUCGACAAGCGGGUGCGGCGUCACUUCCACGAUGACAUAACUGUAAUUGUGUUGUUUCUAAAUUAUGAUCAGAUAAGUAGGGCCUCCUCCUCCUCAACCAAUGCGCCUCAUGUCUCCCUUCGAAGUGCAUUGGAACACUAGUCAUGUGUCUUUUGAAUCAUAUAGAGUUUCAUUUUAAUCAACGAGAAAGAGAUGGAAUAUGGAUGUUGU